UUAGGCCAAGGAGUUUAGCCUGGCAUGCCGGGGUUUAUAACUCAGUUUGAAUAGCCUAUUUUACCUCACUUUAUCCUAUGAAUUGAUGAAUUUAACCCGAAAUUUUUUCUUUAACACUUUGGGUUGCUAAACCGUCCCUUAAAAGAUUUUUAGUACUGACUACUAACCCGGCUCGCCCCGAUCCAUGACCAGCUCUUUUACAUAAGAAAUUUCUGGGCCCUUAAGUCUUAACCAUUCCAAGAAAUCCACAAACCUAAACUACCAAGGCAAUACUACAUCACUAAUACCUCCACCAAUUAGUAAUCACUGCAUAAUCCAGAUAUCAACCCCAGAAAUAUCAAAUAACAAGAUGAUGCGCAAAUCAUUAUCAACUAUUUUCCUAAAUUCCUUGAAAAAAACCCUGAAAAUCCAAAACCCAACUCUAGAAUCAUCUACAAAAAGCUUCAGCAGUUCAAUUUGCAAUUGGGAUUCAAGUUCUGCUGCAAAAGAGAAGGUUGAUUGCGUUGUAAUUGGAGCUGGAAUUGUAGGAAUUGCAAUUGCAAGAGAAUUAGCAUUCAAAGGAAGAGAAGUUUUGGUGAUUGAUUCUGGUCCCACAUUUGGUACAGUCACCAGUUCUCGCAAUAGUGAAGUCAUACAUGCUGGCAUUUACUAUCCUCCUAAUUCUCUCAAGGCAAAAUUUUGUGUCAAAGGAAGAGAUAUGGUGUAUAAGUAUUGUUCAGAGCAUGAUGUCCCUCACAAGCAGAUAGGUAAGCUUAUUGUUGCUACUCGAGAAUCAGAGGUUUCAAAAUUGAAUGAGCUAUUGGUCCGUGGAAGUGAAAAUGGGGUUAAUGGUCUGAGAUUGAUGGAGGCAUCUGAAUCUAUGAAGAUGGAACCAGAACUACAAUGUGCAAAAGCCUUGUUUUCACCUGUUUCGGGAAUUGUUGAUACCCAUUCUCUGAUGCUUUCUUUAGUGGGAGAAGCUGAAAAUUAUGGAGCAAUAUUUUCCUACAAUACUGCUGUUCUUGGAGGCAACAUAAAAGCCAACCAAGUUGAGCUUUUUGUGACGGGAAGCCAGCAUUUAGACAACUGGAAUGAGGGGGAUAGAUUACAAGCUGAACUUAGGCUUCUUCCUGAAGUUGUAAUCAAUUCAGCUGGCUUGGCUGCUGUUCCCCUUGCUAAGAGACUGAUGGGCCUUGAUAGUUCUUACAUUCCUACUGCUUAUUAUGCUUGUGGUCACUAUUUUUCUUUGUCGAAAACUAAGGGGUCCCCUUUUAGGCAUCUGAUAUAUCCAAUUCCAGAAGAUGGUGGAUUAGGAGUUCAUGUAACACUAGACUUAGAGGGCCAGGUGAAAUUUGGGCCUGAUGUCGAAUGGAUUAGUGGGGUUUCUGAUAUUGCAAGCUUUUCAAACAGGUUUGAUUACUCUGUACACCCUGAUCGCAGUGAAUUUUUUUAUCCAGAGAUAAGGAAGUACUAUCCUCUACUGAAAGCAGGGUCACUGGAACCCGGUUAUGCAGGGAUACGGCCAAAACUCUCUGGUCCAGGAAUGACCCCUUCUGAUUUUGUAAUACAGGGGCAAGAUGUUCAUGGAGUACCUGGACUUGUCAACCUCUUUGGCAUUGAAUCACCUGGUGUGACUGCAAGCAUGGCCAUUGCAGAUUAUGUGACUUCGAGGGUCCUCCAUCAGAUGUAGAUUAGUGUCCACAUAACAAGACUUGGGUUUCAACUUUCAAUUCUUCUGCUUGCAUUAGUUAAUACAAUUUCAUGGUAUCCGAAUCCAACUCACAAACGUUAUUGCUAGACCGCAUAACCAAUUUAUACAAUGGAUAGAGGACCACGGACUGGUUUUAAGCGUAAAUGACCCCUUAAGCUUUGUCAUGGCAUGUGAAAUUCGCCUUCUUGAGUUGGUGCACUCUCCGGAUUAUUCUGCAAAGGAAUUUGGAAGAAAAGGCACAUUAUGUGCUCAUGAUGUUAUGAUUGUAGUGCAUUAGAUUCUCUCAUAUAGGCAUGGUUCAUACUUUCAUGUACCUACUUUUAUGAGCACAUUAUGAGGCCAUCUCAUUCAUGCAACAUGAAAAAAAAAAGUAUAAACCCAUCUAUUAAUUAUUUAACCACAUGAUGUUUCAGGUAUUGUUGCAAUUGAAUAAGGAGGUACUUGAAUUAAUGAUUGUGAAAAUUGAAAUUGCACUAGUUAGGACAAAAGUUAUAGUUGAGGCAUAUAAUGUGCA
Chenopodium quinoa (quinoa) is the source of this 2204-nucleotide messenger RNA. Its product is annotated as L-2-hydroxyglutarate dehydrogenase, mitochondrial-like. The transcript has 5 exons. Gene Ontology annotation, cellular component: mitochondrion. Bases 350 to 1669 code for a protein of 439 amino acids. The record is from RefSeq and is a predicted model, not a curated record. Lineage: Eukaryota; Viridiplantae; Streptophyta; Magnoliopsida; Caryophyllales; Amaranthaceae. Gene Ontology annotation, molecular function: (S)-2-hydroxy-acid oxidase activity; (S)-2-hydroxyglutarate dehydrogenase activity.